AUGUCGAGUAGUAGAAAUGGGGUACAUCACGAUGGUGGACAAAUACUAUCGUCACCACUCAUGAAUGCAUCUAUACUUCCCCACCAACUUCAACAUCAUCAACAACUGCAACAAGUGGAAGAAUCAAGCAAACUGGAUCAGAAUCAUAUCACUCCAGUCAAUGCCAAGUCUAUAUCGAAACGAAAGAAGAGGAAACAAAAGUCAAAGAACAAAUCACAACUGUUCAAUCAGAAAGAGAAAGAAGUUGUAGUGGUACAAACUACGGAAAUACCCCACGAUCAGAAACAAUCAAUAUCGAUAACAGAAGAACCAGUGAUACAGACUAAACAUGAAGUAGUGGAUGAAAACAUUCCAAUAAUACAGGAAAUACCCACUCCUCAAAUACAUAUCAUCAAAGAUAAACCAACCAGUGAUAAUCAUCAUAAAGUACAUAACGAUAUUUUACAACCACCAUUUCAAAUCAAAUCAACAGGUCUUAGGCAAACUUUAAGUCCUAGGAAACAAACAUUAAUGAGACAUAAACAAAGUGAAGAAGAUCUUAAUUAUAUCAAUGAGUUAAAAGGAACUUUAAAAUCAAAUAAAACGAGUCCUUCAUUCUCCCCACCUGUAAAUUCUACAUCACAAUCAUUAUCUACCAAUACAAACCUUAAUAUGGAUGAAAAAGUAACAUUAUUCAAAUAUAAAUCAUCAAAAAUACUCGUAUAUGAUGAUGACGAUUCAAGUUCUUAUAAUUCAAAUAAUAGUGGAUCUUUAUUAAGUUUUGGAGAAUUAGAAAUAUUUCAAUUACAUAAAGGCGAUAUAACGUACAUAUCAUGUGGUUCAUCAUUCAUAUAUCCUUUAUUACCAAAAUUAAAGAUCUUAAGGAUCAAUUUCAAUCAAUUUAUCUUACCAUUGAUUAAUCCUGAGAGAUAUUGGAAAAUUAUCAUUAAUUCAGAUGAACCUAAUGUCAUUCAAGUUUUAGAAAAUACAUUUGAGAGAAUUGUAAAGUAUAGAAAUUUAUAUAUAAAGGGAACCACUGCUGAUAUUAAACAUGAAAUUAAAGCUCAUACUCCAAUUGAAGAGACUACAACCAUACCUAAGAUCAUCAAGACUAAGGAUCCAAUCAGGUCAACCCCAAACGAUUUUCAAUUCCCUAUUAUAUCUAAUGAAAUUCCUGAUUCUCCUCCUUCAGCACCUUUAUCUCCCCAUAAUAACGGAUUAGAAUAUGCUCCUAUAAGCCCUAUUAAGCCACCAGCACCACCUCAUACAACCCAUCAUCAGUUGAAUAAAAAAGCAUCGUCUCAAUCGAUAACCACUGUUAUGGCAUGCCUUGAUGUGAAUCCUUUACCAUUAUCACCAACCGGUAAGAGUUUAUUCCAACCUAAACCAAAGAAAAUGGCUCAUACUAACGCUAAUCCUUAUCAAUUAAAUCGGUUGAAUGAACAUGAUGAUGAUAAAUCUGAUUCAUCGAUGGAUUCUUUAUUAGAUGAAUAUGAAGAAAAUAUCACCAAGACGAAAUCGAUCACCUUUACAAGAUCUCGUCCCCCAACUCGUCCUCAAUCUAUGGCAUCUUCGAUUAAAUAUUCAUCAGUAAAUUAUUCUCGAGUAUAUCCUAAUAAUAACGAACUUGAAGAAUUCCCAUCUACAUCUUUAAGUGAAUAUAAUCGGAUUCAUAAUAGUGGAGGAGGCGGUGGAGGCGCUGUCAGAUCAAGACGUUCAUCCAGAAGUGAAUUAUAUACUUCUGAGACGAAUUGGAUGGAACCUAAUUUUGAUUUCCAAUCUCAAACCAAUAUCAGUGUGAAUACUCCAAAUGGUAAUAAUAAUAUUAAUACUACUAAUCCAAGAAUCAUUACAAAAUCGAAAUCAAAUUAUAGUAUUAAUAGUAAUUCCCAAGCUUCACUUUCAUUAGGUCAUUCCCAAUCGCAACCUCAAUUUGAUUUGAAUAAGACUUAUCGAAAUAUAUAUAAAUCGAUUGCUCAACGGAAUUUAAAAGCUGGUCUUGAAGAUGAUUCAAAUCAUAGAUUACCUACAAUAACAGCCAAUGUUCAAAGUGAUUUCCGAGGCUCAUCAUCAUCCCAAUUAUCAUCAUCUCAACAAAAGAGAGAUAGAUUAUAUCCUAAUUCCACCACCAAUAUCGAUCAAUCACAGAAUACGUAUAAAUUAGGAUCAUCAGAGAUAUAUCAACUUAUUUCGAAGAAGGAGAAUUUACAUAAUGCCAGAAUCCCUCCUCAAAAGCAUAUUUCAACCACCAAUACCACCAAUAUCACGAAUUCAUCACGUACACCACUGGCUGGGAACACCAUACCGAGAUCGACAUCAUUCACAUCAAGAUUAUUCGGAUGGUGA
This is a messenger RNA of Scheffersomyces coipomensis, 2325 nucleotides long. RefSeq lists its product as uncharacterized. The record is from RefSeq and is a predicted model, not a curated record. The transcript has a single exon. Bases 1 to 2325 code for a protein of 774 amino acids. NCBI's taxonomy places the organism in Eukaryota, Fungi, Ascomycota, Pichiomycetes, Serinales, Debaryomycetaceae. Gene Ontology annotation, cellular component: extrinsic component of intraperoxisomal membrane. Gene Ontology annotation, biological process: peroxisome inheritance.